GUCGAUAUAACGAUGGCGUCUCAACCAAUAGUUGUCAUCUACUGGCCUGGAGUUGGGCCGUUCAACUCGAAAAUAGAAAACCACCUCGCAGACAACUCGGCACAUUUUUUUGUUUGUUUCAACGCCUAGCUGCGAAUCGUUCACGUGUAGGUCCGGUGCAUUGUUCUUCGUUUUUUUUACACGUCAGAUAUGGCUUAAUGAACACCGUCUGCUCUACACCCUUCGCAACCUUAUUCGGUCCUACACCAAGUAGAAUUAUGGGCGAAUGACGCAGUGGAUGCUGACAGGAUGUGGAGAUUCUGUAUCGGAUUCUUAUGGAUAUUAAUACAGGCAUCGAACUGUGUUAGAGAUGUCUCGGAUGUAUCGCUUAAUAAUACUUCGAAAGCAUCCAGUGAGAAUAUACAAAAGAGAUCUCAUCUCAGGAAUUGCUGCAGUCCGUCUUUGAAAGAACAACCAUCUGUGACUCGUUCACAUUUGGUCUUAGUGCCAAAAGAAAAACUAUAUACUAGUGCUCAAGUUAAUCGCAACAAAGCGGGAUUUACUAUCGGUGAAGAAGAUCUUAGGGAAGAUGAAGAUAAUAGAGUGCGAAGCACGAGAUCCAGCUCGAUCGUAGAUCGCGAUUUAGCUUAUUUGAAAGACGUUAUCACACAGACGACUCCUUUUCUUUCUCCAUCAGUUUUUACUGAUGAGCCCGAAAGAUAUUUCAAAUCACGGAGUGAUCCAUUCAAAUCUACUUCGACAUGGUUGAAGAGGGUGGCAAGAAGUGAUAGCCGCGAAAAUCUACCAUUUUUCAGUUCGGUUUUAUCCUCUUUAAAUAACUCCCUCCUAAUGGAGGAACUGGAAAAUAUUAUGCCAUUGGCAUCACCAAAAAAGAAAGAAAGAGCUUUAAACGCUUUCCACCGAGCCAGAGAAGAAAAAUCUGACAAUCCUUCUAUCGAAGACAUCAUCAGUGAUAUUAUUCAUCUUUUGGGUGGUAAUGUGAAGCCUUCUCAACCAUCCACGCGACCAUUUCAUUCGCGUAUUAACGACAGGGGUCCACCGAAAUUUGAUUUUCAAGAGGCACCCUCGGGGUUAGCUUCUACUAAUAAUGUAUUUCCCAAUGCCCAAGACGUGAGCCAAAUAUUAGGACUUUUAACAACCGAGCCUUCUUCGCUAUCACCAUCUUUCGCAUCUACAAUAGAAAUCACGAGUACACCGGUAGCAUCUCCUUCCACGUCAUCUUCUAUUUAUAUAUCUACAUCAUUUAUGACUUCCUUCACAGAUUCGAUUUUUGUAACGAAAACGGCGGAUAUAAUUAGUUCUAGUCUUGUCUCGUCUACAGAUUGGUUACCGUUGAAGGAACUACCAAACGGAACCACUCACUCAAAUUCCAUCACGGAAGAACCAGUAAUUAUCACUGCACCUAUAGCACCUUCCACUUUCGAGCUCACGGUCACUAACGUUAUAGGAACUCAAAUAACGCCUCAGAACACGACUUCAUCGACAAAAACGCGCUCGAAACCAACGACGGACACUAAUAUCGUUUGGGGCAAAGUGUCCGAUGUCACGCAACAUCCAGCCAUUCAGGCAGACGUCGGAAACAAACACCACCUGAUAGAUCCAAGACCUCCAGCUAGAAGAAACAGCACGGCAGACGUGAUACCAAUAGAUAUCGAUAAAGUACGCCCGUUAGGUAAACCUUCCAGAGGAUCCAGUCACACGCAUCUACGUCCAGAGACUCAACAGAACGGAGAUAAUUUAAAACCUAUAAAACCACCCGAACGACCCUCCAGAAAACCUUACAGCCCAACACAGAUACCAAUAGUCAGGAUAGACACCUGUAUAGUGGGAGACGAUACGACGUGCAAUGUGGAGAAGAAUGAGAGAUGUGUUACCGAAUACGGUGUAAGCUCCUGUUACUGCAAACCCGGUUAUGGAAGAACUUUACAGCGUGGACCAUGCCUCCCCGUUCUGAAGCUUCUAUUCUCCUUUAAUGUUGAUCGUUUGGGAGACAGGAAAUUGCACUAUACUUCGAGUUAUUCGAAAACAGAGACCGAAGAGUAUAAAAUUAUGGAAUACGAAGCAAACCAAGCUGUUUCGACGUUGUUUGCAUACACUACGUUCGCUGGAGUUUUUGUUGGUGCUUCAGUAAACAAUUUAUACAACUCCGAAGGGAAAAUUGCAGUAAAUGCUACAAUGCAACUAGACGAUCUGUCUCUUACUCAUUCCAGAGUAUCUUUAGCUGUUCAGUUACAAAGAGAAUUGGGAAAUGCAAUCAUCAAUAGAAGAAACAGAGUCGGAGACAGCAAACUGUACGCAGAGCGUCCUCUGACUACCAGUUCUUUAUUAAAUAUACAAGAUAUCAAUGAGUGCAUCAGACCGGAACUGAACGAUUGCUCACCCCAUGGGACUUGCUACAACAGUUUCGGAACCUUCGGUUGCAUCUGUUUAUCAGGUUACACUGAUAAAUAUCCCGAUGACGAAAGAAUGAGUGGUAGAGUCUGCACUGCCUGUUCUCCCGAUUAUUGCAACAAACAUGGAGAAUGUAUUAUUAAUGACGGAAAGAGAGAAUGCAGAUGCCACGGUAAUUACAUAGGCUCGAGAUGCGAAACGGACGGAGAAGUAUUGGGAGUCGCUUUAGGUGUAUCUUUAGCAGCUGUAAUUGUUAUAAUCUUGACUGUUAUAUGCCUUUGUCUCUGGAGUCGACGAUGGAAACGAGAACAGAAAAAAUGCAAAUCAGAAAGCGACCAGGAAUUAUGCAGCUAUAUGACUAAUUCCAGGAAUGGAUACAGAUUAACAAACAUGGUCGAUCACGUCAGGUGGGCACAUACUGGCGAAACUGCAGCGAAUACUUUUAUGUCUACUACUAAUGCAAAUACCUCUUCGCCUACUGAAGUACCCAUGAAUCAGUCGCGAAGUAACACUAUAAAAGAAGAAGAAAGUAACGGUAACAUGUAUAAUAGAUUAGGAAGACAAAGGCCGAGAAUGACAAGAAACGAAAUGGUUCAGUCGGCUAAUCUGUAUCAAGAUGUCGCAAGUCCCGUUUGGGAGACUCCUUAUUGUUCCAAUCACUUAACAAGUAAUCCUUAUUCAGCAGAUGUACUGAAACCGUAUUUCAACUAAAAUAAAUACGUAUACGUGGUACAGUACAUGCGGUAUUUAUAGUUAUCUACCGCGUUAUUUUAUGAUAAAGAAAGCUCAGAUUUGAAUGCCUGAAUGCUUUUUAAUUUGCAUUGAGUUUUCGAACUGAAAAAUAAUGGCCGGAAGCGAAAAAAAAAAUAAUAAUAAUGAAUAUUUUUAAAAAUGUUUUAAUUACUUUUAAUGUGUCCAUGCACAAUGUCCGAUGGGAAAAAGUUAUUGUUAAAGGUGAAUAUGUUUUAAAAAAUGUUAUGCAUUCUUCAAAAAGUUCUAUUUAAUAAUUUGAAUCGGAAUUUUAAAAAUCUUUAUUAAAAUACUCGAGAUGAUUUAACCUCGAUGUGCACAUCCCAUUCACCUAUUAUAAGGGGUUGCGUGGUGAAAUAUGCAUCGUUAUGGGAAUGGGUAACCAUAAGUUGCAGUUAUAAAGAUUCAGCAUGUCCCAUAAAAUCUAUCAAUAUUAAUUUCAGGGCUGCAUUUUACCCAACACAAAAUCAAGUUUCUUGUUGUGAUGGAAUAUAUAAAAAUUCAGAAACUAUACUAAACUAAAUUUAUUAAAUACGUUAUAUAUAAAAAUAUACUAAAAAAAUCUUUUAUAAUCAAUAUUUUAAUACUUUUAAUUAAAGAAUUCUUUCUAAAAAAAAAUAUAUAUAUAUAUAUAAAAAGAAUUCCUGGAAGCGUGAAACAUGAUGGAUAUGAUAGAGCUAAGCAUCUUUUAUAGAAUAUUUCUCUUGAUCUCCAUUAUUGCUAUGAUACUAUAGGUAGAAUCCAGUGAAGAAUAGAUAAAAUUAGCGCUUGUAUUUCGUAUUGUAAUAUGGUUUUAAAACUAUCCUAGGAUAUAGUCAUAGUUUAUGAUAUACUGAAUCAUUCUGUGCCCUAUCAUUUACCUAUUUCCUUGGCUAGCAUGUAGAAUCAAAGCCUGAAUGUGUGCAUUGACAUCCAUCCAAAAUAUAAAAAGAUUUGUUGAGGAUGUCUUGAGGAAAAAAAACAAA
Messenger RNA from Centruroides sculpturatus (bark scorpion), 4106 nucleotides. RefSeq lists its product as uncharacterized. The record is from RefSeq and is a predicted model, not a curated record. NCBI's taxonomy places the organism in Eukaryota, Metazoa, Arthropoda, Arachnida, Scorpiones, Buthidae. The coding region runs from base 289 to 3102 and encodes 937 amino acids. Gene Ontology annotation, molecular function: calcium ion binding. The transcript has 12 exons.